This is a messenger RNA of Gossypium arboreum, 1126 nucleotides long. Its product is annotated as probable protein phosphatase 2C 28. Gene Ontology annotation, cellular component: cytosol; nucleus. The coding region runs from base 104 to 877 and encodes 257 amino acids. Gene Ontology annotation, biological process: protein dephosphorylation. Gene Ontology annotation, molecular function: protein serine/threonine phosphatase activity. The transcript is spliced from 7 exons. Lineage: Eukaryota; Viridiplantae; Streptophyta; Magnoliopsida; Malvales; Malvaceae. The record is from RefSeq and is a predicted model, not a curated record.
AACUUUGAAUUAACCCACACACAUAGAGUAAGUGACCUUUCACUCAACUGAAGCAACCAAAUGAAGAGUGAGAUAUUUUCCGGAAGACCAAGUCUUAGGCGAGAUGAAGAAGAAGAGAUCAAAGGCAACAGAAGACGCAGCUGCAGCCUCCCACAACAAGGAUGAAUCUCAUUACUUGAGAGAAGAAGAAGAAGAAGAAGAAGAAGAAGAAGAAGAAGAUAAGACGGAGAUUCCAAAUGUGACCCAUGGUUAUGAUUUGGUUAAAGGAAAAAUGGAUCAUGGAAUGGAAGAUUAUGUUGUUGUAGAAAGUAGGAGAAUCAACGGACAUGACAUAAGACUUUAUGCAAUUUUCGAUGGUCAUUCAGGUCGUGAUGUUGCCAAAUAUUUGCAUACUCAUCUCUUUGACAAGAUGUUGAGCCAGUCUGAUUUCUGGAGAAACCCGGAAGGAGCGAUCAAAAGAGCGUAUAAAGAAAUGGAUGAUGAGAUAUUGGAAGAUGUUGCUGGUUCAAGAGGUGGUUCCACUGCUGUUACAGCGAUAUUAAUAGAUAGAAAGAAGCUAAUGGUGGCUAAUGUUGGUGAUUCUCGGGCUAUAUUAUGUGGCGGAGAUGGGGUGAAACAAGUAACAAUAGAUCAUGAGCCGAAUAAGGAGAAACAAGUAGUUGAAAGUAGAGGAGGAUUUGUGUCAAAAAAGCCAGGGAAUGUUCCUCGAGUGGAUGGGCAGUUGGCUAUGACAAGGGCCUUUGGAGAUGGAAAAUUGAAGGAACAUAUCACUUCAGAACCCGAUGUGAGGAUUGAAAUCAUUGAGCCGAAUACUGUUGAGUUCAUCAUUUUGGCUAGUGAUGGGCUUUGGAAGGAUGGCAUGCAUGCAUGCAGGUAAUGUCAAAUGAAGAAGCUUUUGAUGAAAUUAGAGAGUAUGAUGAUGCACAGGAAGCAUCCCAAGUACUGAUCAAAGAAGCAUUAGCCAGGGGGAGUCGAGAUGAUAUCUCUUGCAUUGUUGUAGCUUUUGGUUGGUCAUAGUAGUUUUCUUUUUUUCGCCCAAAGCAACUUCAUAUUUCUCCUUGCCUUGUGUACGACAUCACUUCAACUUAUAGUUUAUGAUCAAUAUUACUUAAAAAUCUAGAACAAA